This is a messenger RNA of Pseudophryne corroboree (corroboree frog), 2612 nucleotides long. RefSeq names its product RNA binding motif protein 15B (gene RBM15B). The transcript has 2 exons. Gene Ontology annotation, molecular function: mRNA binding. The record is from RefSeq and is a predicted model, not a curated record. NCBI's taxonomy places the organism in Eukaryota, Metazoa, Chordata, Amphibia, Anura, Myobatrachidae. Gene Ontology annotation, biological process: regulation of alternative mRNA splicing, via spliceosome. Gene Ontology annotation, cellular component: nucleus. Bases 182 to 2488 code for a protein of 768 amino acids.
ACACCCCGGGUCCCGGCCAAUGGGCUGCCUGCGCGGCCUCCCACGUGCCCCUCCCCCUGUCCUUUCCCCCCGCCCCCUUCCGCGGCGCCCCUCGAUGACGGCGGCGUCUCUCGUCUCCUCCUGACUCUCUCAUUGUGGAAGAUGGCGGCCGCGGCGGAGUGAGCGCGCUCCCGGCAGCAGCAUGAAGCGGCAGAGCGAGCGCGGGGAGCCCAGUCCCGGCCGGGCCAAGCGGCUGCGAGAGCGGCGGGAGGAGGCCGGAGGCGGCGGCGGUCACCACAAGAGUUCCGGGGGCGGGCGGCGGGAGAGGCCCAGCCAGGCCGGAGCCUCCUCGUCAGCCUCCCGCCGGCCCCGGCCCCUGCUGUCGCCCAGCCCGGCCUCCGCCGCCGCCGAGCCCCCGGGCGGCCUGGAGUACAAGACGCUGCUGAUCAGUAACCUGGGCUCGGCGCUGCCGGAGCCGCUGCUGGAGGACUGGCUCUUCCGACACUUCCAGCGCUUCGGCGACAUCAGCGUCAAGCUCUCCCACACCCCGGAGCUGGGCCGGGUGGCCUACAUCAACUUCCGCCGGCCGGCCGAGGCCCGCCAGGCCCGACACGCCAAGCUGCGGCCCCUGCUCUACGACCGGCCGCUCCGCGUGGAGCCCGUCUUCACCCAGCAGCCGGCGGGGGCGGCCCGGAGGCCGGAGCCCGUGCCCCUGAGCGCCCUGCCCGCCGCCUACCCCCGCUCGGGCUCUCCCAGGCACCCGCUGCUGGCCCCAGCCUCCUCCUCCGCCGAGGCCUACUACAGCGGCCUGUACGAGGAGCGGGCCCGGGGCGGCGAGGACGAGCAGCUGGCCCCGGAGGACGACCACCGGGCCACGCGGAACCUCUUCAUCGGCAACCUGGACCACCUGGUGACUGAGGUGGACCUGCGGCGGGCCUUCGACAAGUACGGCCCCAUCGAGGAGGUGGUCAUCAAGCGGCCGUCCCGCAGCCAGGGCUCCGCCUACGCCUUCCUCAAGUUCCAGAACCUGGACAUGGCCCACCGGGCCAAGCUGGCCAUGAGCGGACGCCUGCUGGGCCGCAACGCCAUGAAGAUCGGCUACGGCAAGGCCAACCCCAGCACCCGGCUGUGGGUGGGCGGCCUGGGGCCCAACACCUCGCUGGCAGCCCUGGCCAGGGAGUUCGACCGCUUCGGCAGCAUCAGGACGGUGGACUACGUCAAGGGGGACAGCUUCGCCUACAUCCAGUACGAGAGCCUGGACGCCGCCCAGGCCGCCUGCACCCAGAUGCGCGGCUUCCAGCUCGGGGACCGCAGGCUGCGCGUGGACUUUGCAACGGUGACCCCCGAAGAAGCUGCUGCGGCGGCAGCCAGAUACGCCCCCGUGCAGCCCACCCCCUACCCGUUGCCCCUUCCCUAUGAACUGCUACAGUCUGAGGCUUAUAGCCGGCACCGGGCAGCCCUGGAGCCAGAUCUGAGAGUGAGAGAUAGGACUCCUCCCCACCUCCUGUACUCUGACCGGGAGAGGCCUUUCGUGGAGGCAGGGUGGGUGAACUCUGAGCGGAGAGCCAUUGGGCAAGCGGCACGGAGCAGGAGCGGAGACCGAGGGGGCCUGAGCAGCUCUAAGAACAGGGAGGAGAGGCGGAGGCGGCGCAGCUUGUCUGGAGAUAGAGGGAGGAAUAGACUGGAAAGGAGCCCUGAUCGCCCAAGGAGGGAACCUUCUGAAAGAGAACCAAGCACCCCACCAUCCCCACCACACAAUCAUAGGCCGCCACCACAGGAGAAGCCUCGUCCCCCAACCCCCGAACCACCCCAGCCCAGGAGAAACCACCACCCAAGACCGCCUGAGCCCCCUGCCGAAAGACAAUCUCCAGGGGUAGAGAAAGGACGGACGCUGCCGCCCUUGUGGUGUGGCCACCUGGUACUAAAAAACAGCUGUUUUCCAACCUACCUACACUUCUUGGAAGGGGACCGUGAUGUUCCCAGUGCCCUCCUAAGGGACCGCACUGCACCCAAUGGGGGAAGUUUGUCACAGCUCAAAAUUGCUCAGCGACUCAGGCUUGACCAGCCCAAGCUGGAGGAAGUCACCCGCCGGGUGAGGCAGGGCACUACCGGAGGCCAUGCCGUGCUCGUUGCCAGUCAGGCCCCACAGAACGAAGGGGCAGUCCCUGGGGAACCUGGCUUGCAGCGCCGCCUGCUCAGGAACCUGGUCUCCUAUCUGAAGCAGAAGCAGGCGGCCGGCGUCAUUAGCCUGCCGGUGGGAGGGAGCAGCAAGAGCAGGGACCCUAGCGGGAUGUUGUACGCUUUUCCACCAUGUGACUUCCACCAGUUGUACCAGCAGACUGCACAGCGCACUGUAGGCAAGCUAGAAGAGAACAUGAUCAUAGUGCUGAUUUCUGUGACUACUGCAUAUGAUGUUCUCACUGUAAACUUGUGUAAGCAAAUGUUCCUGCCCACACGUGUGGGAAUGUAUGUGUGGUAUAGGACACGUGUGACCCAUGAUCACCUGUAGCCAGCUCCAGGGUUCCUCAUUUCCCUCAUGCAUUAUUACAGUUGCAAUAUUCAGCAGCAUACUUCCAGAAUGUAUAGAGAAAAUGUCAAUAAAAGAUGUUGGAAUAAAGAGAGUGUGAGACAGA